Dimorphilus gyrociliatus is the source of this 2573-nucleotide messenger RNA. The record is from the annotation of a GenBank genome assembly. NCBI's taxonomy places the organism in Eukaryota, Metazoa, Annelida, Polychaeta, Dinophilidae.
GAGAUGUUGCGUGGGCGCCUACUCCGGCUAGCGGAGAGACGGCUUGACACAAGAAUUGCUUAUAGGCGUUACCAUAUGGUCGAUUCGGGACGCUGUUUCGCCUGACACUCUUUACAGUGAAGAUGACUGGUGGAGGAAUUCAACGAAGCUCGGCUAACCAAAUGUCGUUCGAUGAACGCAGAUCGAUUAGGAAAUCUUUCAGUCAGGAAUUAAACGAAUUAGGCCCAGCAGAUGAUGAGCCUUUGAAAUUGACACAAAAAAUUCCCAAGAGAUAUAUCGUAGCUGCAUUAGCUUUCUUAGGCUUCUGUGAGUAUAAAUGACUUUAUUAUUUUUCCCUGGAAAAUACAGAAGGGAGAACACAAACCUCACAGUUUAAAAAGGGUCAAUUAAUUUUUUUCACCCUUUUGUUUUUCAAACCCCUUUUUUUAUAUCUUUGUAAAUAUUAGUUGAGCUUAAGUAAACAAUUUUUUUACAUAUUCUCCUCAAAUCUUCGUUUUCCAAUCCAAUUUUCUUCUCCGUCCUCUCCUACUUACAACGUCUUUCUCUGCUUUCCCCUUUACGCUCUCCCAGUUAAUGAUGCGGGUAGAAUGUUAAAUAGGGAUGGGUACGAUAAAUUUAAUAGUGAAGUGGUUGGAGUGAAUUUAUCAAAGAUUUAAAUAAGAAUACGAAUAAUUCCCAUAAACAGGUAACAUCUAUGCUCUACGUGUGAAUCUUAGCAUUGCCCUGGUUGCAAUGACAGACAACGAGACAGCCAUAGUCACAGGGAGCGUCAUACACGUUUCAGAGUUCAAAUGGAGCAAAAAAGUUCAAGGCUAUGUGCUGUCGUCAUUUUUCUGGGGUUAUAUUAUCACUCAACUACCCGGUGGUUACCUUGCCACUAAGUAUGGUGGAAAGAAUCUUUUUGGUGGUGGUGUUGUUCUUACAGCUAUACUCGCUUUGAUCAGUCCUCCGUCUGCAAGAGUUAACGAGAAAUUUUUUAUAACUAUACGUAUUCUACAAGGAUUAUGCGAGGGUGUCACCUAUCCCGCAAUACACGCUGUUUGGUCGAAAUGGGCUCCACCUUUAGAACGUACGAAGUUGGCUACUUUUGCGUUUGCAGGCUCUUAUGUCGGAACUGUAAUUGCUAUGCCCUUAAGUGGUGUGAUAGCUGAUAGAAUUGGAUGGCCUUGGAUUUUUUACAUAUUUGGACUCUUGGCAAUUGGUUGGUUUAUACUAUGGUGCGUUUUUGUAAGUGAGUCACCAGCUAAACAUCGAAGUAUAUCCACCGCUGAACUGGAAUAUAUUCAAGUCUCCAUUGGUUACAGUCCUCUGCAAAUUCAAAAUCAAAAACCUCCAAUAAAGAGCAUACUGUUGUCGAUGCCCGUUUGGGCGAUAGUUGUCGCACACUUUACGGAGAAUUGGGGUUUCUAUACUCUACUUACGGAACUGCCGACAUACUUGAAAGACUUCAUCCGCUUUGACUUAUAUUCGGCCGGUUUCGUUGCUGCUCUACCGUACUUCUUGAUGGCUAUCGUAGUCAUGUUGGGAGGUCAAUUGGCUGAUUACAUAAGGUCAAAGGGUCUGCUCAAGACAACUCCAACACGAAAGCUUUUUACAGGAAUAGCUUUUAUCGGCCAAGCUGCCUUCAUGAUAGCAACGUCGUACUGUACUAGUAAGGAAUCAUCUGUCGCUUGUCUCACUCUAGCUGUUGGGAUAGGAGGUUUAGCAUGGUCAGGUUUCUCUGUUAACCAUUUGGAUAUCGCCCCUCAAUUUGCCGGCCUACUUAUGGGAAUUACAAAUACGAUUGCCACUAUACCGGGUAUUGCCAGCCCUAUAAUAACUGGUGAAGUAAUACCUCAUAAGGCUACAACUGAAUGGAGAGCAAUCUUUUUUACAUCGGGAGGCAUCUACCUAUUUGGAGCGCUGUUCUUUACCAUUUUUGCUUCCGGAGACCGACAGAGCUGGGCAGAGACCCCUGAGGGUUACGAACCACAAUUUGAUGCUGUAAGUGAAACAGAAACACUUCCAUAAAACGGAAAGAAAGAUGAUAAUGCUGAAAGAUUGGAAGAAUCGACAAAAAUUUCUUGGCGUUGUAAUCCUCUCUGCAUCUGUUUACGCUUUCGAUAUUGGAGAAAUACGGAUAAUCAUCUCAAAUGAUUGUCCUUCCCAUACAUAAUCCUCCCCUUAUACAAUGGUGUUUUCGGGCUUUUAAAUACCGUGUAAAUUAUUCUGCUACCAAAACAAAAAAUCUGACUGUCUUCACCUAAAUCAAAAGUGAAAAAACUCUUUAUUUUGAUUGAAAAUAUGUUAUUUGUGUUGUUUUCUCCCUCAAUGUUGUACUAUAAGGAAGUUUCAAAUAGGAAAAAUGCGCCAUCUAGAUUUUUCCAGUGAAUAAAAUAAAUAUAUCGAUCGACAUUAAAACGAGACUCCUUCUCUCUCUCUCUCUUUGUUGUGUGAUUUAUUAAAAAUAGAAAAACUGAAAUUGCACCUAUAAAUUAACAUUAGAAUAAUCUCGUUGAAACAAGUAAAUUCUUUUAACAUUUAGAUUGAUUUGAGAAAUGGUAGCAAUCAAAUUAUCUUUUGUUACAUUUAAG